UCGCCUCCGGGUUGGGGAGGUUUUAGAUGAGAGAGAGAGACGAUUCUUGAAAUUCCGGCGAGGAUUCUUGAAAUUCCGGCGGGGAUUCUUGAAAUUCCGGCGAGGAUGAUGCAGGCUGUGAGUCCGUAUUCCGGUGGUUCCCGGAGUAAAGCUGAGAUCUUGGCGAGAUAUAGGCCGAUUGCGCCCAAGCCCGAGGCGCCCACUAGUCCAUCUGAUGAUAAUAAUGCCUUGCCGGAGAGUAUUAGGAAGUCGGCGUUUCUCCGGAAUGUGUGGCCGCAUUUGCAGGCCCGGCCGACCCGGACGCGGAAGCGCGGGCGCUCGGCUUUCGCCCUGCCGCCGUUGAAGAGAGCCAGGGCUUAUUUCCACGGGUUUGCUCCGGCGGCGGCGGCGCCGCCACCGCCGCCGUAUCAUCAGGUAUUGAACCCUUACCCCACCGGGUUUCCCCAGAUUCCGAUGAUCCACCCGAAUCUUGCGCCGGUUAAACGCGGGAUUAUAGAAUCUCCGGCGGCGGAGCCGCCGCCGCCAGGAGGGCGAGUCCGGGGGAUAGAUUUGAACAGGGAAGCCGCCGCCGAAGCACCGGAGGAAUUCGAAUUCAUGCCGCCACAAUUACAGACCGUGAUAAUCACCCCGCACCCCGUCCGAUUAAUCGGCUCCACCGUUUUCGUCGGCUGCAUUAUCCACUCCGACCUGCCGGCGCCGGCGCCGGCGUCACUAAAAACGGCGGAGGACGUGGAGAGCGAGGCGGAGGCCGUGUCCCUCCCCGUGCUCGUCUCCGACGUCAAUAACAAAGUCCGGCUAGCCAACUCCGCCUACAAGGAGCUGGUGGGGCAGCCGGAAUGCCGCUGGCUCGACCGCCUGCCGCCGUUCCAUAGCCCAUGCAAGAGGAUCUGCGGCGAGGUGGCCAUCCAAUUCUCCGACUCCUGCAAUCUCCCCGUCUCCUCCAACAGAUUCACGUGCUGGGUAAGGAUGGAAUGGAGCAUUAACGGCAAGAAAACCACCAUCGGAGCUUUCUGCGACGCCGUCAAGCUAGCUUGCCAGUCAAAAGACUACCUGUUUCAAUGGAGGUUCCAUACCUCCGACCAUUCCUCCAAAUCUGCGUGCUAAAUUUCAACAACCUUAAAUGCUUGU
Messenger RNA from Ipomoea triloba (trilobed morning glory), 1128 nucleotides. RefSeq lists its product as uncharacterized. Bases 106 to 1104 code for a protein of 332 amino acids. Lineage: Eukaryota; Viridiplantae; Streptophyta; Magnoliopsida; Solanales; Convolvulaceae. The record is from RefSeq and is a predicted model, not a curated record. The transcript has a single exon.